Arabidopsis lyrata subsp. lyrata is the source of this 3909-nucleotide messenger RNA. RefSeq lists its product as uncharacterized. The record is from RefSeq and is a predicted model, not a curated record. The coding region runs from base 144 to 3491 and encodes 1115 amino acids. The transcript has a single exon. Lineage: Eukaryota; Viridiplantae; Streptophyta; Magnoliopsida; Brassicales; Brassicaceae.
ACAUACAUAAGCAACGACUAUUGGGCCCAGGCCCAUCCUUUUCUUUGUCCCUUCUUCUUCUUCUCUCUCUUUCGACGGUUAUCUUUUAAAGGGUUCAGGUUCUCUAGCGAUUGCUCAAACUUUUCCGAUUGCAAUCUCUGGUUAUGUUAAUGAGAGAGCGGAUUCGCGAUUCUCUGCCUCGACGAUCGUCUUCACCUUCUCCGACGAGUGACCGUGACAGGAACGAGUCUAGCGUGAUUAAACCCGGCGAUGUUUCAAACCGUUCCGAUCAAAUCGAUGUGGUUUCUCACGGAGUCGAGGACCGGGAACAAGAUAUUGAUGGUACACGGAGAGAUUCUGAUCUGUACGACGUAGAGAUUCAAAGACGCACUGGAUUUUCUAAUAAGGACCGACGAGAAGAAGAAGAGAGAGACGAUGAACGUUAUGUGAAACAUUUUCAUCUGCAGGAAGAUUCCGGCAAACGGUAUGUGGAAUCAUCGAGAUUCAUCACAUCGCAUAAUCCAUUGAGAUUGAGUGACGAAUCUAAGCCCUCUAGAUUCAUCACAUCGCAUGAUGAUGAGUAUUCUCCAUCUCAUGGGAAGAAUGUGCUGCUAAAGAACGAUGAAACUAAUCGAUUGGAAUCGAUUUCUCGCGAGUUUAGUGAUUCAUCUCGUCAUAGUGAAGAUGGUAGAGACAGAGAUACUGUUAGAUAUGAAUCAUCACCUCUGUCACAAGUAGGGUCUAGUGUGGCUGAUUUCCAAGACGAAACCUCUAGGCUUGUUAGUUCAGAUUCUAGAUCUUUCGGUCGUGUGAAUGAUUCCGAUGAAAGAAGAAGACUUGAUUAUGAUGGGAAUCUUUGUGCAUCCCUUGUUUUACAGGCUAGACGUGUUGAUGAUCAACAAGUGAAUUCCUUUUAUAAGCGUGGAGACCAUGAUUCACCAAUUGUGAGCAAGUGUGGCAAAGAGAUAGUGGAUGAAUCUCGCAAUCAUUAUCAUAUAGGCUCUGAUAUAGCAAUGAGAGAGUUUCCCAGUGUUAGGCAUGAGGUCAAUAAUGUGGCUAGAGAGAGUGAUCUUCUUAUGCAGACAAGAGGAUCUUUAUCAAAAUCCCAUGUCCGUGUUUCAAAUAUAGCUGAUGUUGAUGCGGCCGAUACCCAUCUUGAGUUUUGCAGGAAAGAGAGGAUGGCUGACCAUUAUGAGUCUGUGAAGGAAGAUUAUCCUUUUGUGGAGUUGGGAUCAAGAGUGGUGAAUGAACGAGAUGAUAAGGAUGAUCACUACAGGAACUUCUGUAACGAAGAAAGGAAGGUUGUUUAUUUGGAUAACAAAUGUCAACCACUGAGAAAGGAUUAUCAAUGUGAUGGUGUUGACAGUAUGAAGAAUCUUGCUUUCAGUGAACCAUAUGCUGUCGUAGAUCAAGAUGAUAACGGUUCACAGCGCAUAAAUCGCUGCUUAAAUAAAGAAAGGGAAGCAUAUUUGGAUAAUGAGAGAAAUGCUGUUUUUUCAGAUGAUAAAAGACGGGAACUGAGAAACGAGUAUCACUGUGGCAAUGAUGGUAGGAUGCAUUCUGAGGUAGAUAGGGCAGAUAUUUUGGUAGAUCAGGAUGGAAGAGGAGUGCAGCUUCAACGAGUAUGCUUAAACAAAGGAAAGGCAGCAUACUUGGAUAAUGAAAGGAAGGAUGUUUAUCUGAAUUACAAAAGCCGGCAACUGGAAAAAGAUUAUGACUCUCGCUCUGAUGCUAGGAUUUAUCCUGAUGUCAACAGAUUAGAUAUUCUGGUAGACCGGGAACGGGAAGAUGUUAGAGGUUUAAGGUAUAGAGGAGGGUCCUUAAAUGAUAGGAGGGAAACAUAUUUACCUUGUGAAAGUCAGCAACUCUUAAAUGAUCAUGAAACUAACUCCUAUGGCAUGAUGUAUCCCGAUGUCAACAAAUCAGAUAUUCUGGUAGACCGGGAAGAUUCCAGAGGUCUAAGGUAUAAAGGAGUGUCCUUGAAUGAUAAAAAGGAAGCAUACUUGCAAUGUGAAAGCCAGCGACGCCUAAAUGAUCAUGAAACUGACUCUUAUGUCACGAUGCAUCCCGAUGUCAACAAAUCAGAUAUUCUGGUAGCCCAUGAAGAUGCCAGAGGUUGGAAGUAUAUAGGAGUGCCCUUAAAUGAUAGAAAGAAAGCAUAUUUGCAACGUGAAAGCCAGCAACUCCUAAACGAUUAUGAAACUGACUCGUAUGUCAUGAUGCCUCCUGAUGUCAACAGAUCAGAUAUUCUAGUAGACCAUGAAGAUGCCAGAGGUCUAAGGUAUAAAGGAGUAUCCCUAAAUGAUCGAAAGGAAGCAUAUUUUCAAUGUGAAAGCCAGCAACGCCUAAAAGAUCAUGAAACUAACUCUUAUGGCAUGAUGCAUCCCAAUCUCAAUAAAUCAGAUAUUCUUAUAGACCGGGAAGAUGCCAGAGCUCUUGAGCUAAGAAGAGUAUCCUUCGAUGAUGGAAAGGAAUCAUACAUGGAUUAUAGAAGGGGGGAUGCAUAUCCGCGUUACAAAAGCCAACUGAAGGAAGAUUAUGACUAUGGCAUUGAUGACAAGAUUUAUCGUGAUGUCAACUCUUCAGAUAUUAUUGUAAACCAUGGAGAUGCCAACGCACUAGAGGUUAGAAGAGUAGCCUUCCGUGAUAGAAAUGAAGCAUAUUUGGAUAAUGAAAGCAAGGAUGUUUAUGAGCAUUACAAAAAACAACCACUGAAGGACUAUGACUCUGGAAUUGAUGAAAGGAUGUAUCCUGCUGUCACCAAAUCAGAGACUGUGGUAGACCAAGGAGGUGCUAGAGCUCUAGAGCGUAGAGGAUUAUCCUCGAAUGAUGAAAGGGGAGCCUAUUUGCACUAUGAAAGCCAGAAAAUCCUAAGGGAUCAUGAAAUUGAUUCGUAUGGGAUGAUGCAUCCUGACGUCAGUAUAUCAUCAGCUGGCAAGCAAGAUGAGGAAACUCUUCGAGGCAGGAGAUAUCUUUUUGAUGGUCGAGAUCAAGUCUACUUGGAUGAUGAGCGCUUGCAACGACGAAAUGGUGGUCAUGUUCAAGUUCAUGCCAAUAUGAGAUAUCCAGAUGGUAGACAAGAGGUUUAUCAUUCAAAUGAUCCAAUACUGCGUACAAGAGAUGAUUAUGGUCUUAGAGACGACGCAAGUGAGGUUAUAUAUGAGAAUAUGGCUUAUGAUUACGACUACGGUGAUGCUAAGCAAUCAAGAAUGUCUUAUGAGAAGGAAGAUAGGGAGAGGCUCCGCGAACGUGAAGUAGCGUAUGAUUACAGAGACAAGCUAGGGAACUAUGCAGUGGAUGGAGGAACAAGCAAAGACCAAUUCCGAUACUUAACUGAUGAAAGGAAUUUUGGUAACGUUGAUCACACAUCAACUCCGCGCCGUCGAUUAUCUGCGAAAGAGCGGUUAGGUGGGCGUGUCGAAGAAGAUUCACGUGUUCAUGUGAAACAUAGACUGCAUCAGGUUAGAAACCCAAAACUAAAAGGUAAGUCCCAUAAGAGGAACCUCUGCUGAGGUCGUCGCUUCUCUCAAGAUUGUUAAUUCCUCCAAACAAGAUUGAGAGAGAAAAGCUGGCUUGUGGGUUCUAAGUUAGGAUGUGAAAACAAGGAUCCUAAAUUUGUAAUCUCAGUUCUUUGUUGGUCUGAGAAACAGAUUCCAGGAUUGAAGUUUUUUGGCAAUUACUCAGUGAGGAAGGAUAUGAGGAUAUUAUCUUGGUUAGUAGAUAUGCUUCUUUUGGCGUUGAACUUGGGCUUAAAAUGUUGAGAUUUGUCUGUCUUUUAGAUUGUUUGGUCGGUGGUUGAUAUAUCGACCUAUCAAGUAGACAGUGGUUAACCUAGACGUUGGUCUAUUUUGGUUUUUGGUAUUGAUAUUGACAUGGGAGAUCAACAAGUAAAUAACUCAACAAGUUUAUAUAAUCUGACAACUUUUUCUU